This is a messenger RNA of Equus quagga, 523 nucleotides long. RefSeq names its product ATP synthase inhibitory factor subunit 1 (gene ATP5IF1). The record is from RefSeq and is a predicted model, not a curated record. Gene Ontology annotation, biological process: negative regulation of ATP-dependent activity. The coding region runs from base 73 to 399 and encodes 108 amino acids. The transcript is spliced from 3 exons. Gene Ontology annotation, molecular function: ATPase inhibitor activity. Lineage: Eukaryota; Metazoa; Chordata; Mammalia; Perissodactyla; Equidae. Gene Ontology annotation, cellular component: mitochondrion.
GGCCAUCAGCGCGGUUGGGGCCUAUAGAGAGGCUGCACCUCCAGUGACCGGAGAAGUGCUGCACUGACAGCAAUGGCAGUCACGGCUCUGGCGGCGCAGAUGCGGCUGGGCGUGUGGGGCGCGAGGGUCAUGCAAGCCCGAGGCUUCAGCUCCGAUCGGUCAAAGGAUCACGACUCCCCCGCGGGCUCGAUCCGGGAGGCCGGAGGGGCCUUCGGAAAGAGAGAGCAGGCUGAAGAGGAACGAUACUUCCGAAAGCGGACUAGAGAACAACUGGCAGCCUUGAAGAAACACCAUGAAGAUGAGAUCAGUCAUCAUGUAAAGGAGAUUGAACAUCUGCAAAAAGAAAUUGAGCGGCACAAGCAGAGGAUCAAGACGCUAAAAGAUCAUGAUGAUGAUUAAGUGCACACAGUUCCCCGUGGAAUGGCUACAUAUCAUUACCCACUUCUAUGUAGACAGAGUUCUGGUUUAAUGACUAUCUGUGUACUGCCAACAGAUUAUAAUAAAUUGUCGUGUCAUCAAUGAA